Messenger RNA from Ictalurus punctatus (channel catfish), 3593 nucleotides. RefSeq names its product zinc finger protein 417. NCBI's taxonomy places the organism in Eukaryota, Metazoa, Chordata, Actinopteri, Siluriformes, Ictaluridae. The record is from RefSeq and is a predicted model, not a curated record. The transcript is spliced from 2 exons. Gene Ontology annotation, molecular function: RNA polymerase II cis-regulatory region sequence-specific DNA binding; DNA-binding transcription activator activity, RNA polymerase II-specific. The coding region runs from base 535 to 1596 and encodes 353 amino acids. Gene Ontology annotation, biological process: regulation of transcription by RNA polymerase II. Gene Ontology annotation, cellular component: nucleus.
ACAUUAUGAGGAUAAGUUAUAUGAUGUAGUGUUGUAUAUCUUGUCAGGCAUAUUCUUUGUGUGAAAUCUGGGAAAUUGUGAUUAUGUGUCAGUCAGCUAUGCUAGCUAAUAGAUUUUCCGGUGGCGCGAUUUAUUUACUAUUUUUUUUACUUUGUCAGCUUGUUCUUUUUUUUUUCACCUGGUAAGUUAACUUUUCUGGUAACGUAACAUUCUGUAAGUGUUUAAUUCAACUUAGAUAACAUAAAGCGCCUUAAAGGCCGCGCGGUCACGUGACUCUUGGUGCAAGCUGCCGUUGUCCGACUGCAACCGCUGUUGCGCACAGUUAGUCCCGCUUUUCAUACGUUCCUCCCCCAAAAAAGCAUGCACGACAAGUUCUUUGUAUGAAGCCAUUGUGCGAUUGUAAAGAUGGAAAGAAAAAAAACAAAACAAAACAGAGACGUCUCGUCUGGAAGAAAGUUUCACACACCGUCUGUGCUCGCGGUUCACAUUCGCCAGUGUAGAAAUGUUUUAUUAAUGGAUUUAUAAAACAAAUCGAUGACUGUCCUUCGUGUACAUCUUAACGUGAAGUUCGAACUAAUGGAUUUUGAGAAGGAGCUGAGGGACCGUGAAUGUGAACAGACCACAGCAAGAGCAGUUCCAUGGGUGAAGACCUCCAAGAGACGACGUUAUUCCGUCUUUGUGUUGAGUGAACUGGAGGAGUCUGAAAGGGUCGGGCGUGUUUGCCGAGCUCUGAAAUGUAAACCGAAGCUGGCUCACUGGUCUAAUGACACGGACCUCACCGCUGACUCGAUCGCCAAGGAUGCCAAAGAACUUUCCGAUCAAAAGCACGUUGGCAAAACCUGCGGUGCGGAACGUACCCGCAGAACCGAAAGUAAACUACACACGGAAGAUCAGAAGAUCUACGGGAAAGGCUAUAGAUCCAGGAGCAGAUUAGCGGAAAAUGAAAAGAACCGUGGCUGUGAAGGAGAGGCGCAGGCGUCCUCGGAUCAGACGGAUUCAAAUCCCAAGAGUCCGCGACUGGAAAGCCGCAAAACGCAAUUUUGCCAGGGCGGAAAGUACGCGUGUCAGCUCUGCGGCGUGGAAUACGUCCGCAAAACCAACCUCGUCAGCCACAUGAGGAUCCACACGGGUGAGACGCCGUACACGUGUAAGAUCUGCGGAAAGGGCUUCAGACGCAGUGACUGGUUAGCCAAGCACAUGCUUAUGCACAGGGACAAAAGGGAGUCGUCUACAGAUCGCAGGAAACAGCAGUACACUUGCGAUCUUUGUGAGAAGACGUACCAAAACAGAGAUUCUUACAAAAAACAUUUGCGCGGACACACCGGCGAGAGACCUUACCAGUGUGCUAUAUGCGAGAAGCGUUUCUUAGACGUCGGCGGCCUUAAUACGCAUUUAAGGAUCCACUGGGAUGACCGGCCGUACACGUGCUCUGAAUGCGGACACGGCUUCAAGCGCUCGGGAACGCUCGAUAAGCACAAGCGCAUCCACACCGGAGAAAAACCCUAUUCGUGUAGCAUCUGCGGGAAAAAGCUUCGCUACAAAUACAGCCUGUCGAUGCAUAUGAAAAGUUCCUGCUGUCAGCGCUCGAGAUGCUAAAGCUACGUUAUUUGACUCCUCAUACAUCAGCAUCAGGAACCAUGUAGGGUAGCAAAUUUCUGAGAUGAUGAACAACUCGACGCAGUUUGAGGCGAGUGCGUAAUGAUCUAGGUGUCUUCGUAUGAGGAACGUGACCAAAUCCAAAGACGUAAUUCGGAAUGAACAGGUAACGUGAUGCGCACACACACACGGAUGUGACGGGGUUGAGACUGGGAAUGCGAGCAGGAGGUUUUGACUUUCCUGCGCCCGUGAGCGAGCGGUUAGAUCCGAAAUCCACAGGAUUCAUGAACACGGACGUGAUGGGUUUACAGCAUUCAUCCUUAGUUACCGCCUGGUCAGGGACACGGUGGUUUCGAUUGCGCAACUAGUUUACAGAAAUCCAAUCAAAUAAAAUUAUUGGGAAACAUCAUGGGUACGUACAAACUACAAUAACUAGCUGCGUUUACAUGGACAACAAUAAUCCACUCUUAAUCCGAUUAAGACCGUACUCUAAUUAAGAAACUACCACGUAAACAGCAAUUUUUACUUACCUUAAUCUAAUUAAGGUCAUAAUCGAAGUAAGCAAUAAUCUAAUUAAGACAGGUGCAGUACUCCUGUUUUAGGCGCAUUAUGGACGUGUAGUAGUGACACGUAAACACCUUAAUCACAUUAUUAACGUCGUGUGGGAGUUUUCACCGCAUUUUGCGACAGGACACGAUCACACACGGCAGUUUUACGCUUUACGGCGAGCAAGAGAGUUCGGCUGCGUCCCAAAUCGCAUACUUUCCUCCUACAGGCCUGCAGUGGGGAAAAAUACAUGUAUCUCGGCUACUAUAUAGACGGUAACUACGCGAUUUGGGACACACCCACCGCUUCAAGCGGUUGUCUAUUAGCACGUACAGCACGACAAAUAAUUAACCGCGCUUAAAGCGUUCGUAAAAAAAUAAAUAAAUAAAAACACCCAAAACUGUAUACGGUACCAUAACGAAGACGAACUGUAUGUCGAUACGUGAAAUUCUGGAGGGACGUCGGACGGCGUGGCGCGGUGACGUAAUGACGCGGGCUGUUAAUCUAAUUAUGUUCUUGAACAUGUAAAACGGGAACAUGACAGGAGUAUUCUAAAAGCCACUCAUGUAAACACCUUAAUCACAUUAUUAUCUUACUCAGAUUAAGGUCAAUAAUUAGAUUACCGCUGUCCAUGGAAACGUAGUCACUGUGUGAGCAGGAAUCGGUUAUACUAAACUAGAGUGAUGGAGCUGAGGUCGAGGAACUGUCAGAGCCAGAAUUCACACACCAUGCGGGACAGCGCUGGUAUUUCUAUUCUACCUUCUACCAAAAAUAAAUAAAUAAAAAUAAGACCUUCUAGUCCAAUUCGUGUUUAAAUCCGGAUACAGAUAUAUAAUUUACGUUACACCUGUACUUUAUAUAAUGCUAAACUAGUAGUUGUAAGAUUCCUGUAGUUAUAUCAGCUUUGUAGUUCCAGUGCAAAAAAUUUAAACUUUUUAUUUAUUUAUUUAUUUAUUUUAAAAAAAAGGAAAGUCUGGCCACCGAACAUGCCUUGGUUGAUUGACAACUUGUAACUGUGCAUCUUUUUUAGGAUUCAGUUUAAGAUUCUGUUGUUUGUCUUUUAAAACUCUUCAUGAUCACGCUCCUUCCUAUCUCAAAGAGCUUCUUCCACCGCAUUCAUCUAACAGACUUCGAACAUCUUCUCAUGGGUCUCUUUUGCAUGUCCCCGGAUCCCGGUUAAAAACAAAGUCGGGAUGGAGCUUUUACAGUCGCCGCCCCUCGUUUAUGGAAUAAAUUGCCACUGGACAUCCGCCUCGCGCCUUCAGUUACCACUUUUAAAGAGAGACUUAAAACAUAUCUCUUCUCCCAGGUGUUUUAAUCUCAUUUUUACUAUCGUCUGUUGUCUGUCUUUAUUCGGUUUUAUUGUUUUCUGUUUGACUUUUCUUUACUCUGUUCAACUUCGCUGUGUUAAGUGUGCUUUAUAAAUAAAAGUGACUAUUUACUAAUCUUUA